AUGGCGGCGUGUAUGAUCGCAGUGUGUGUGAUGGUGGCGUGUGUGAUCGCGGUGUGUGUGAUGGUGGUGUGUAUGAGUGCGGAGUGUAUGAUCGCAGUGUGUGUGAUGGCGGCGUGUGUGAUCGCGGUGUGUGUGAUCACAGUGUGUAUGAUUGCGGUGUGUAUGAGUGCGGCGUUUGUGAUCGGAGUGUGUGUGAGUGCGGUGUGUGAUGCCGGCGUGUGUGAUCGCAGUGUGUAUGAGUGCGUGUGUGUGAUCGCGGUGUGUAUGAGUGCGGCGUGUGUGAUCGCAGUGUGUGUGAUCGCGGUGUGUGAUCGUGGUGUGUAUGAGUGCGGCGUGUGUGAUCGCGGUGUAUGA
Molecule: messenger RNA, 354 nt
Organism: Nanorana parkeri
Lineage: Eukaryota; Metazoa; Chordata; Amphibia; Anura; Dicroglossidae
Product: keratin-associated protein 12-2-like
Exons: 2
Coding region: 1-354 (117 amino acids)
Source: RefSeq, a predicted model, not a curated record